Molecule: messenger RNA, 1056 nt
Organism: Penicillium canariense
Lineage: Eukaryota; Fungi; Ascomycota; Eurotiomycetes; Eurotiales; Aspergillaceae
Exons: 5
Coding region: 1-1056 (351 amino acids)
Source: RefSeq, a predicted model, not a curated record
AUGAACACAAUGGAUCUGGCUACAACACCAGGAAUGCAACCGCCUGCCGGUCAGACGUCGCAUUUCCACUCACCAUAUAACUCGCUGCAAAUAGGGACGGUCAUUUCCUUCGGCGUCAGCUUCCUUGUCGCAACAAUUUUCCUUGGUCUUCGCUACUUCCAGGCCAUCAAAUUGAUCAAAUCCAUCGAGUUAGACUUGGUCACAAUCACGAUUUCCUAUGGCCUCUCUGUGGUGUAUUUCGUGACCAUGGUUAAAUUAAUGAACCAUGGCUGGGGAAAGCACAUGUGGGAUGUCUCUUUAGCGGAUCUCCUAGAGUUUAACAAGGCCUUGCUUCCUAAUACAUUGACCUAUUUGGUAUGCCCGGCCAUUACGAAGAUGGCCAUCCUGGCUGUCUUAAUCCGAAUCAAUCCCUCGCUCGUCUAUCGCUACUUUGUGAUAUCUGUCGGCGUGGCAAUUUUUGCCUACACUUUGACUUUAUGCGCCAUCACAGGAGGGCCAUGUAACCCUCUCAAGACAGGAACCACAAAAUGUCUGGAGAAUGUUGCCCUGGCCCAGGCGGUCCUGAAUAUCGCAUCAGAUCUGGCCGUCAUAAUCCUGCCGCUUCCCACAGUUCACACACUGCAUUUCUCGCAGAAGCAGAAAGUCACGGUCGGCUGCCUUCUGGCGCUGGGAUCCGGCGUCAUCGUUUGUUCGAUUGCCCGCCUACCCUAUGUCCUUGUUCUUGAUAAGACUGACGAUGUGACCUAUACGGAGGCCAUAUUAGGGGUGUGGUCCAUCGUCGAGGUCAAUCUCGGUAUUGUCUGCGCCUGUGCAAUGCGCCUCAAGCGAUUGAUCACGACAUACCUGCCGCGACUGUCGCUGUUCUCAUCAAACCCAUACAGUGCUGGGAAGACAACAUACGAGUCGGGCUUAAACCGAUUUCAGCCGGUGGACAGAGGCCAGCAUUCAUACCAGCUUCAUAGCAUCCAGAAUGGCAGCGCCAAUCCAUUAUUUGACAGCAAAGACAUCUCUGUUCACCAAUCAUUCAAGGUGGAUAUAGAGAGUACCGACCGAUAG